Molecule: messenger RNA, 5960 nt
Organism: Gasterosteus aculeatus aculeatus (three-spined stickleback)
Lineage: Eukaryota; Metazoa; Chordata; Actinopteri; Perciformes; Gasterosteidae
Source: RefSeq, a predicted model, not a curated record
ACAGUUAUAUCCGGGUCACGGACUUCACUGCUUUACGCGCACGUUCGCCGUGUUUGUUCAGUGGGUUUUGUCCGCGUAGACUAUAGUUUCCGCUGACACGAAGUAAAGUUCCUAAUGUGCGUCGGCUGACUGCGGUCCGGCCACAUAUGGGGCGCCCAGGUGGUCACGUGGAACCGCACCUGGAGAGCCAGAGUAGUGUUUUCAUUCAAUUAUUAGCGUGUUGAAUGUUGAAUCAAUAUCAGUUAACCAUUGAGACACGCACACAUUCAAAUUACAUUGUAAAAUCGUCAGUAUUUAAUGAUCUAGCGUAGUUUUUUUUUUCUUUCUUGAGUGACAGACCCGAACCACUUUCAAUUCAACCCCAUACAGCCCGACGUGACUGUAGUCUAACCCAUGUGGGGCGAACUCUCCGGCUGCCUCUCAGACACCGACUGCCGGCUGGUGUGGACCGUGUGGACCGAGCAGCAGCAGCAGUCACGGCAGCUGCCGGCUGGUGUGGACCGUGUGGACCGAGCAGCAGCAGCAGUCACGGCAGCUGCCGGCUGGUUCUCCGGACGUGUCCGGUCGUUCGGCUCCGCCCUCGGAGACGCUGCUGUCUGCCGGCCGCGCUGAGGAGCGACGGACGUCACGCAACAGUCCGGCUUUCACAAGUCACUGGAGGGAAGAGGGAGAAAGUCGGGUCGGUUUGAGUCAUGAGACUGGGCAUGGCGGAGAGGCCCGAGCUGAGGGUGUGACCACAUCAGGCUGAAACUGCUGAAGUAAGCCGCCUCAACGCAGUAAACCGUCUACCGCAGCGGGGGGAAGAUGGGAAAGGCGGAGGAGGAGACGGAUAAUGUGGGGAAACUGUUUGAGGACUUUGUCCAGGCCUCGACGUGUAAGGGGGCCCUUCAGGCCUUCAACGUCCUCUGCAGGAAGCUGGACAUCGACCCCGCGGAGAAUGACACCUUCUACGGCAGUCUGAAGGCGAAGGUCACCUCCUGGAAGGCCAAAGCACUGUGGGGCAAACUAGACAAGAGGAUGUCCCAUAAGGAGUACAAGAAAGGCCAAGCCUGCGUGGGCACCAAGUGCCUCAUCAUUGGAGGAGGCCCCUGUGGCCUGCGGACGGCCAUCGAGCUCGCUUUGCUGGGGGCCAAAGUGGUGGUGAUCGAGAAGAGAGACGCUUUCUCCAGGAACAACGUGCUGCACCUCUGGCCCUACACCAUUCAUGACCUGCGGGGCCUCGGGGCCAAAAAGUUCUACGGCAAAUUCUGCGCAGGAGCCAUAGACCACAUCAGCAUUCAGAAGCUGCAGUGCGUCCUCCUGAAGAUCGCUCUGAUUGUUGCCGUGGAGUUUCACGUCAAUGUGGAGUUUGUGAAGCUUUUGGAGCCUCCGGAGGAUCAGGAAAAUGAAGGGCUCGGGUGGAGGGCUGCGGUCCGACCCGCGGAUCACCCCGUGGCUAACUUUGAGUUCCACGUUGUGGUGGGGGCGGACGGACGCAGGAACACUCUGGAAGGUUUCCAAAGGAAGGAGUUCAGGGGAAAGCUGGCGAUAGCCAUCACAGCCAACUUCAUCAACAGGAACACCACUGCAGAGGCCAAAGUGGAAGAGAUCAGCGGCGUGGCCUUCAUCUUCAACCAGAAGUUUUUCCUUGACCUCAAAGAGGAGACAGGUGUCGACCUGGAGAACAUUGUGUACUACAGAGACAACACACAUUACUUUGUCAUGACUGCCAAGAAACAGAGCCUGCUGGACAAGGGAGUCGUCAUUAAUGAUUACGCAGACACCCAGAUGCUGCUGAGCAGUGAAAAUGUCAACCAGGAAGCUCUUCUGUGCUACGCCCGAGAGGCCGCUGACUUUGGCACCAACUACCAACUUCCCACGCUGGAUUUCGCCAUGAACCACUGCGGGCAGCCGGAUGUAGCGAUGUUCGACUUCACAAACAUGUACGCCUCUGAGAAUGCUGCUCUGGUCAGGGAGCGAUUUGGACACCAGCUGCUGGUGGCACUGGUUGGCGACAGUCUGCUUGAGCCCUUCUGGCCCAUGGGGACGGGCUGCGCCAGAGGCUUCCUGGCUGCCUUCGACACGGCCUGGAUGGUAAACAGCUGGGCUCAGGGUCGGACAGCGCUGGAAGUGCUGGCAGAGAGGGAGAGUAUUUACAGGCUACUUCCCCAGACAACACCUGAAAACAUUGCCAAAAACUUUGAUCAGUACACCGUCGACCCUGGGACUCGAUACCCCAACCUGAACUCCUCCUGUGUCCGGACACACCAGGUGCGUCACUUGUUCAUCAGCAAAGAGCUGAAUCCCUGCUCUCUGGAACGUGCCGCAACCAUACGUCGACCUGUCAAUCUCUCCAGACAAAAGUCGGACAUCAGACCGGCGAGGCUGCUUACAUGGUGCCAGAAACAGACCGAGGGCUACAGGAAUGUGAUGAUAACGGACUUGACAUCUUCUUGGAAAAGCGGUAUCGCUCUGUGCGCCCUCAUCCACAGGUUCAAACCCCAGCUGAUAGAUUUUUACUCCUUAAACGAGGAAGACCACUCUGUCAACCUCCAGCUGGCGUUUGACAUCAGCGAGCGUGAAUUUGGGAUCCGAUCAUUCACAUCUGUGAAGGAGCAGGGUGCCGAUCAGGAGCUGGAUAAGACCAAGAUGAUCACCUACCUGUCCAAGUUCUACGAGCUGCUGCGUGGCACACCUUUACCUGCCUCAGGUUCCAGAGAUGUGGAUGAAAACAAUGAAGAUUAUCCGUCUCAGGAAGUCAGAAGCAACAACAAAGGGCUGAACCUUGCUCUGCCCAGGAAACGGGUACCGAAGGAUGAAGAGACGUCAGACGGUGCAGAUCCCAUUUACAAAAGGAGGCGGAAACUCUGCAGUUAUUUGGAGGAGGCCACCAAUUUGUCGAGUAAUGGCUCUGCAGUGCGAGAGGAGCGAGGGCCCAAGGAGAACAGAGUACGCUCCAUGGCCACUCAGUUGCUGGCCAAGUUUGAAAGCACACCCAACUACACCGUCCGGAGAACACAGUUGGAGGACAGUAUCAGAAAAGAAGCGGCACUUUUAGUGCGCUUGCCUUCAAAGACUCUGCCCAAAUCUCCCCUCCAGCCAGAAUCCCAACACCCAUUUUCACUAGUGAAGCUCAGACAUGUUGAUCGGACGCGUUCUGAGGCGAAGCCCGAGGCUCAGCCGGAGAGUGCAGACCCCCCUGCUUCCUCUUCAGCCUCCCGCCAAUCAGCAAUCCAUUUCAUGUCAAGAGUGCUGCGGCGCCUCAGGGAGGUGGACGAACACGUCUCUGAGAAAAAAGCUCAGACACAACAGGCUAGAGAAUUUCACUCAAAGAGUAUAAAGGACAAAGCUGUUCACCUUAGUGGGUUGUUCUCAUCAGAAAGCUCAGCUGUACUCGAGGGCAGCUCAGUCCGAAGGGCCUUCCCCCCCUCGGGUGACAAGUGUCACUCAUGCGAGCGGCGUGUUUAUAUGGUGGAGAGGGUCUGUGCCGAGGGGCUCUUCUUCCACAGGGAGUGUUUCCGCUGCUCCACCUGCAGCUCCGCCCUGCGUCAGGGAGCACAUGCUUUUGACUCGGAACAGGGAAAAUUGUACUGCAAACUGCAUUUUGAUCAACGGAACAAUGGAACAAACUCACAGAGGACCUUUUCCCCGCGUUCAAAUCGUUCUGCAGCUGGAGCUCAGGAGCAAUGUGCGGACGAUGGACCGAGCUCGGAGUCCGGCGGCACGGCGGACCUGCCGAGUGGACCCUCAGCAGCUGAAGCCUUUUAUGAGUGUGAGCCAGCUUGAUGACUGGGAGAAAUCACAUUUUAAAGGUGAUCACCUGCAUGGUCACGUCGCAAUGUGUCAUACUUGUGAUGUGGCUGGAGAUACUGACGAUACGUAACUGACCAAACGUUUUGACGUAACUCAACUAAUGAGCGGCCUCAGCGUUUGUUAUUCAUCCUUCGGCUGUUUUGGGAAUGGUACUAACUAAGCUUGUUUCAAAACCCCUAAAUUGCUGUAUACAUCUGCUUUUCUAGUGGUUCCAAUAGUAUGAACACUGAGAUUAAUGUCUGAUUUGAGAAAUAGUACUAACAUGUAAAGAUACCAACAAACGUCCAAUCAGGCUUCAUUUUUUCUCUUUUUGCUCUUAAGGUUUCUUCUCAACUUUUUCAGAUGAAAAUCAGUUCUAUUAGUAUUUACCAAUCGUUAAAAGGAUGCACAAAGGUGCAUUCUCUCUUAGAGCUUUUGAUUGCAUCAAUGGAGUUGUCACGGUUUUGCAGAUGUUUGCAGUUUUAUGUCUGAGAACUUCCAAUGUCCACUUUUACAGACCACUGUUUCCAGGUGAGUAAUAAUAUUUUCCUAAAUUUGUAACCAACAAAUUCUCUUCUGCUCUUUAGAGAGCUCAAUCAAAUGUCAUUUUGUUCAGGUUAAUUGACAUUUAUAACCAUUAGAUCUUAAAUGGAGUUUUCCUCUGUUCAUGAGAAUACACAUUACAAUGAUCCCUCUUUACAACUUUUAAAUAAACGCAAAACAAAGUUGUUCACGGUUCUGUUAAACUCACCUUGCAUGGAGUGUGAAACCGUUUCCUGGUUUAAAAAAUAUAUGUUUUUAAUAUUUUCAUGAUGAUCUGAUAACUGCAAUUGAUGUUUUUAUUGAGCUGUUCAUACAGCAACAUUUAUAGAAAUGUGCAUUGAUCUCUGUGACUAUGUUUUCACCUCACAACUACCUGGUUUAUAAAAUCCAUUAGUUGCAUUUCUGUGCACCCUGAUUUCAAAUGAAAGGUAGGUAAGUACUGUGAUGGAAACUACUCAGGGAUGCCCUUCACGACUCCAUUGACUUAAGAAACUGCUGUAAGACAUGAUUCUACUUAAUCAAAAACGUCCUUGACUCUUUCAACAACAGUUUAGAUUUGGUUGAUACUUCUAUUCUUCCUUUGCUCUUUGAGAAAAUUGUGAAGGGUACUUUUUGAAGACUUUUUGUCCACCAUUUAUCAUUUCCACCAUGACUUCUGCUCCCACUACUGUUAUUAUGAUGAGAAUACAUUCUACCGUAUUUUGAAAAGUGUGGAAAAGUGAAAACAUUAAAUAGAGGCCCCACUUUCUUUAUCCGUUACUACUACUGGCGUACAGUCAUAUAGUAUCGAAGUAGCCGUUUAUGCACCUGAAGCUCUCCUCUAAACUAACACAUACAGCUUUGUCGAUGAAUUAUUCUCUACAUGCCGUGUUGUUUCUCUGUCAACUCAAAAUUCAUGAAUAAUUUGUGAGCAUCUCUUUCUCUGUUACUCUUCUAAUGCACCCAUUUCCAUUACAUCCCCCCAACAAAAUAAAAGCUAGCUCUUUAGAUGGUACAUUAAGGCUUUUUGGUCCCUAAAAGCGUGUUUUAAUAUCACAUGAUGUGACCGAGCAUAACUUUUUAAUUAUAUGUCUUGUGUGCAUAUUGCAAUGUAUCAGUGAAUCUCAACAUCUGAAAAUAGGUAAACACAAAUCAUCAGGUUCCUACACAGUAAAGCCGAUGAGCUCUUCAUGAAUAUAUAUACUCCAUUUUCAUUUUUAAUGAAAUGAAGUCAAAGACUGAUGCAGACUGAUUACUGACAUCAGCUGCCACAACAAUGGAUUAAAAAUGAUUUUCUUUGUGAAUUUACAGUACUGUUAGUGGUGAACAUAACACCUCAAAGAUCCUUAACAGUUCCAGGGUACACACAGAAUACACAUCUUAAAUUGUAAGGAGCAGUCAAGGGAGUGCACGUCUAGUGAUAAACAUUACAAUGAUUGUUUCUUGUUGUUUUUCAUCCAGAAGCUACUACACAAGUGAGCUGUCACUUCACCCACAGAUGACUGAGAUUUAAGGAAUUCCUAUAAUUCUUCAUGCAGUCAUGAUGUCUACACUUGUAAUUAAUGCUGACUUCCUGAACCUUUGUAAAAUAUAUGUUCUUGUUUUGUAGAGUGAUUCCUGGAUUUUGUCCCACCGUAUUUCCCCAAUAAAUGUUUAUUGCUAUCUGA